AGUGGGGAUAGAUCGACUCGGUGGAACUACGAAAAAACCACGCUCUCCUUGCUGCCCUUACACGAAAAAGUAGUUCGUAGCUUUCCUGUAUUGUGCGACGAAAUUUCUGUUGUGUUGUCCGUUCUGUCUGUGAUUUCUCAUUUGUUUUAUGCUGCCCAUGACAAAUAAUCGAUGAAAAUAUGGUGAUACAACCACCUCAAACGCAGCUGCAGGGGCAGCGUCCCCUAAAUGCAACCCCGCCCAUUUUCGAGAAACCUCCCACUGUCGGGCGAUUCAUCGAGGGAGGUGAUGCUCAUUUCGAAUGCAGAGUCCGAGGCAACCCUCAGCCGGAAGUUGUUUGGUCCAGAAGAGGAAUGCCCAUCAAAAAUGAUAACAGGCGUAAUGUAUCGUACAACCCAACGACGGGAAUGUGCGUCUUUGAUAUAAAAAGCCUCACAGCUGAAGAUGAUGGCGAAUACACAUGUACUGCCGUUAACUGUGCUGGUGAAGCUUCCCUUACAGUAAACAUACAGAGAGACGUCAGAGGGCAAGUUGUGUCUCAAGACACAUUUCGCCAAGUACACAUGCCGAUGAGCAAUGUUCAAAGCACAUACAUUGACCAACAACGCCAAUAUACUCAGUCUUAUGUACAGCAGCAAAGUAUUGAUGGAAUGUACCAAAGGACCACUUCUGCAGAGUACGAAAUGGAUUCUAGUCCAAUGUACUAUAGUGGAACUGAAAGUUUCCGAGUGGACACAUUUGAAUACCGCCUUUUGCGGGAAGUCGAAUUCCGUGAGUCCUUGUUCCGGCGGUUGCCUGGAGAGGAAGCGCCCGAAAAACCUGUGCCCUUGGACAAAGCGCAGCCCCCAAGCGCCCCGCAAAUCUUGGCCCGACCCCGAAACAGCAAACUGCUGGAAGGAUCCGAAGCCACAUUCCAAGCCAAGAUUUCGGGCAAUCCUAAGCCAAAGAUAACGUGGUUUAAGAAUGGACAACGAAUCAUUUCUUCACAGAGAUUCAAAAUGAGUUACGCCAAUGAUUUAGCGGCAUUGCACAUCCAUAUGGCUUUACCAGAGGAUGCUGGUUAUUAUACUCUGCUUGCUGAAAAUACCAACGGUAGAAUCGCAUGUUCAGCUCAUCUAGUCAUUGAAGGAGUUGGAGCUCCAGUGUCUACAACUUUUCAACAGCAAUUGCAGCAUCAGAAGACUGAUGGCACAGCUGCCACUGCUGUUCGAACGACGCAGGAAAAUGACGUGGACGUGAGUGGCACCGGUGCCAGCCGGGCCCUCAAGCCCAACUUCGUCAAGAUCCCUGGGGACAAGGAGGUCACAGAGGGCAAGAUGGUUCGUUUCGACCUGAGGGUGAGCGGAAGGCCUUUCCCUGAUGUGACCUGGUAUUUGAAUGGGAAUCAGGUGGUCGACGAUGCAACUCACAAGCUUCUAGUCAACGAGGGUGGAGUGCACGCCCUUAUGAUCACUUCAGCCAGUCGCACGGAUGCAGGAAACUACACGUGCAUUGCAAAGAACAAGAGUGGAGAAGUCUCCUUCAACGUGAAUCUCCAUGUCAUUGAGAAAGAACAAAUUGUUGCUCCAAAGUUUGUGGAACGUUUCCAGAGCUUAAAUGUACGAGAAGGUGAAUCGGCAACUCUUCACUGCAGAGCUAUCGGUACACCUAUUCCAAACAUCACAUGGCAGAAAGAUGGCGUCCAAAUUCAUUCUUCUCCACCUAAUAUAUUAAUCGAAACUCUUGAUGGAGCUUCAGCAAUUUAUUUCAAUCAAGUCACCAUGCUAGAUUCUGCUUGGUAUCAAUGCACAGCUCAAAAUCAAGCUGGAAGCACAGCUAUUAGAGGUCGUCUAUAUGUAGCAAGUGAAACAGCACCCAUGCCUGAACCUUGGAGGUUAAAUUUGCCAAGACCGCAGAAAGUUAUUGCUCCAGAGGGUUCUCCACCCCGCGAGGUUGUGUGGCUAAAGCCUGUUGAGAGGGCCGCCCCGAGAGCUAGAGCCCCAGAAGAAGAGAGGCCACCUCAAAAGCCUGCUUUCACCACUCAUAUCCGAGACUUGAACCUACAGGAAGGCGACCGUGCUCAUUUCGAUGCCAGGCUGGUUCCAAUUGGAGAUCCGACCAUGGUCAUCGAGUGGUACGUCAACGGAAAGCUAAUUGAAGCAAGUUCAAGAGUCAUGACCACUUACAACUUUGGAUAUGUGGCGCUGACAUUGCUUCACGUGUACUCUGAAGACUCUGGAGUAUAUAUGUGUCGAGCAGUGAACGAGGCUGGUGAAGCUACUACCACAGCUACUCUUAGAUGUGUCCCACGUGCUCAAAUUGAACGAACUCCACAGCACCCAGAGAGCAUCGAAGCCAUCCGGCACCUUGAGGACCACGAAAGGUACCAACGUCAAGAAUCCAUCGAGGAGACCGUCUCGCAAGUACCAGUGUUUGUCAGACCCCUGCACCAUUUGGAAAAUAUCUCGGAAGGUGGAUUUGCCCAUUUCGAAGGCCAAAUUACGCCAGUCAGCGAUCCCGCCAUGAAAAUAGAAUGGCUAUUUAACGGACAGCCUCUGACAGCAGGGACAAGAAUCAGCACUACUUACAGUUUUGGUUAUGUAGCUCUUAACAUAUCUUACGUCAGAGCGGAAGAUUCCGGUGUUUAUAUGUGCAAAGCCACUAACAAGAAAGGAGAAGCAAUAUCCACAGCCACUCUUAAAGUUAGAGUUAGUGAACAAGUGACCGCUAGUUCAGGCAUUGCCGAACAGCAAAGCUACAUUCAGAAAACGCAGGAACUGGAAGCUUAUCAGAUGCAGCAGCGUCAAACUUAUGUAGAAGUAGACCAGACAAUAAAACAGAAACCGUAUUUCAAGACUCAACUGAUUGAAAAGCUAGAGCUUAAUGAGGGUAAAACAGCUCAUUUCGAGGCUAGACUAGAACCAUCAGGAGAUUCAACCAUGAGAGUUGAGUGGCUGAAAGAUGGGAAAUCUGUGGAAGCAAGCUCUAGGAUUUCAACUUUCUUUAACUUCGGAUAUGUAUCCAUUACUAUUCGUGGCGUGGACGCUAGAGACACAGGCACUUAUACAUGUGUUGCUACGAACAGCAUGGGCACUGCUUCAAGUUCAACGAAAUUUAUAUGCAUAAGCAAGAAGAGUGUGGUUGUCGAAACACAGCAUCCCGAAGGCCUACAGAAAAUCCAACAUUUGGAAGAUUCCUCCCGUUACCAGCGGGACGUCCAAGAAGAUGUGAGCUUCACACAAAAGCCCACGUUCAAGACAGAGCUGAUAGGCAAGAGCCAGUUGAUCGAAGGACAGAGCGCACACUUCGAAACGCGGCUUGAGCCCAUGGGCGACCCUAGCAUGACCGUGGAAUGGUACUUCAAUGGACUUCCGCUCACAACGGGUCAUCGUUUCAAAACCUACUUCGAUUUCGGUUACGUAGCUCUGGAUAUUCUGUAUGUUUUCCCAGAGGACACUGGUACUUUUACUGUUGUUGCCAAAAACUCUAUGGGGCAAGCAACUCUGCAGAGACAAAUCCACGUACAAGCAAAAAGCUCGGUGGAUACUUCGACGAUCCAUGAAAUAGAAGAGAAAAUUGAGUACCUGGAGCGGCCUCAACAUGAUGACACCGGUCGUUUCAUCGAGGAGAUCUCUAAAACUAAGCCCCACUUCCCGAUCCCCUUGCACAGUCCGAAACCACUGAAGGAAGGAGAAAGGGUGCACCUCGAAUGCAGGGUAGAACCCGUAGGAGAUCCUACCCUCACAAUUGAGUGGUUCUUUAACGGAAAGCAGUUACCGUCUGGUUCACGAUUCCAAGUAAAGCACGACUUUGGACAUAUUGUCCUUGACAUAACCACAGCAUAUCCUGAAGACACUGGAGAAUAUACCGUUCGAGCAACCAAUCACCUGGGCUCUGCGCACACCAGCGCAUGCAUUACUGUAAUUGGUAAAAGUGGUGUCGUGUCUGAAACACAACAUCCAGAAGGCCUGCAAAAGAUUCAACACCUUGAAGACUCCAGUCGUUAUAAGAGAGAACAAUUCGAGGACACCAUAAUUACACAGAUGCCAACAUUCACGAAACCUUUGCACAACAUCGAAACAGUUGAAGGUACCAACAUUCACUUGGAAUGCAGACUGGCACCUGUUGGAGAUCCUAGCAUGAAAAUAGAAUGGUUCGUCAAUGGUGUAUCCCUUAAAGUGGGGCAUCGAUUCCGACCCGCGUUCGAAUUCGACUAUGUUGCAUUAGAUAUUCUUAGCGUAUACGCAGAAGACAGUGGAGUUUAUACAUGUAAAGCUACUAGCAGCCUGGGACAGGCUGUGACAUCCUGCAGUGUCAAAUGCACAGCAAGGAGUCAAAUUAUUCUAGAAUCUCAGCACCCUGAAGGGCUGCAGCAGAUUCAGUACCUAGAAGAUCAAAGUCGUCAUAAGAGAGAAACAUGGGAGGAAGAAACAGUCAAGAUUCAGCCCAAGUUUCUGUCCAAGCUCCACAAUCUUACUCUACACGAGGGUCAAAUGGCCCACUUUGAAUGUAGGCUGGAGCCCAUUAAUGACUCUUCUCUCCGUGUGGAGUGGUUCAGGAAUGGAAAAUCUCUUCCUGUUGGUCACCGUUACCGACCCUUCCAUGAUUUUGGUUACGUCGCUUUAAACAUCAUAUCUGUUGUACCCGAAGACAGCGGUUGCUACACCUGUAGAGCAGUUAAUACUAUUGGGACUGCAGAAAUUCAAGCAACACUAAAUGUGUCAGGAAAAUCUGCAAUCCAAGCCGAGACACAACAUCCGGAGGGAUUGCAGAAAAUCCAAAUGCUUGAAGAUUAUUCCAGGUAUCAGCGAGACAUUUAUCAAGAGGAAUUGACUACUCAGACACCAGUAUUUACAAAAGCUCCCCAAAAUGCGGAGAUACAAGAAGGUCACAGGGUACAUUUCGAAUGUCGUCUUAUUCCUGUUGGUGAUCCAAAAUUAAAAGUGGAAUGGUUCCACAAUGGAAGACCUGUAAAACAAGGCACUCGCUUUGUACAAACAUUCAGUUUUGGAUUCGUAGCUCUGGACAUCAUGUACGCGUAUCCUGAAGAUUCUGGAACGUAUACCUGCAAAGCUGUGAAUUCUUUGGGUGAAGCAGUAACUUCAGCUACAUUAAAAUGCCACAGCAAGAGCAGUCUCAUUCUGGAGUCUCAGCAACCAGAAAGUUUGCAGAAAAUUCAACAGCUGGAGGACAUGAGUCGUUACCAAAGGAGAGAUUACAUCGAAGAAAGCACCACACAAGCUCCCGUUUUCACUCAGGCCAUGAGGAAUUUGCAACUGAUGGAAAACCAGAGCGCCCACUUUGAGUGCCGACUCAUCCCUGUUGGAGACACUAAGCUCAAAGUAGAGUGGUUCCACAAUGGCAUUGCUAUUAUGCCAGCGUCAAGAGUGACAUUGACUCAUGACUUCGGAUUUGUUGCAUUGGACUUGGCAUACGUAAAACCAGAAGACAGUGGUACAUAUACCUGCAAGGCUACCAAUGAGUUGGGACAAGCUGUUUGCUCGGCUACUCUGGCUGUCAGAGGAAGCAGCUCUUUGGUACUGGAAACCCCAACACCCAGAAGGACUUCAAAAAAUUCAGUACUUAGAAGAUACCAGUCGCCACCAGCGCCAAGCCUUCGAGGAAGUCCGUAUUUUCUUCAGCUCCAGUCUUUUGUAACACCACUUACAGGACCCUCUAAGCUAGUAGAAGGACACAGCAGUCACUUGGAAUGUAGAAUUGAACCAUAUCCAGAUCCAACAAUGAAGAUUGAAUGGUUCUUCAAUGGAAAACCAUUGCCUACAGGAUCUCGGUAUAGAACAAUGUUUGACUUUGGAUUUGCUGCCUUGGACAUUCUGACUGUUUAUGCCGAAGAUUCUGGGGAAUACACCAUCAGAGCCACUAACAGCCUCGGAACUUCUUCGUCAUCGGCUCGAAUAAAUGUUGCAGCGAAGAAAAGCUUGAUUUUAGAAUCUCAACAACCAGAUAGUCUUCAGAAAAUUAGAAUGCUGGAGGACCAUAGCCGCUUUGCAAGGCCAGAAGAACCAGAACAGAUGUUCGACAAACCUAAUUUUGGAAGACCACUCUACAAUUUGGAUAACUUGCUGGAAGGACAAAGUGCUCAUCUAGAAGCAACUCUUACACCUGUUAACGAUCCAACUAUGCGAGUGGAGUGGUAUCACAAUGGCGUACCCAUUAAACCAGCUCACCGUUUCAGGACAGUUUGUGACUUUGGAUAUGUGGCUCUGGACAUUCUGUAUGUUUUCGCAGAAGACUCUGGCACGUACAUGUGUAAAGCUACCAAUAGAGUUGGAGAAGCGAUCACCACGUGCUCCAUCAAAGUUCAAGCUAAAGAAUCCAUUUACACUGAUACACUACAUGAAGAAGGCCUUCAAAAGAUUCGUGCAUUAGAAGAUCAUUAUAGGCCUGCUCCAGAGGAGCCUGUGAUUCCAAUCACUAGACCAGUAUUCAUAACGCCGUUAAAGAAUGUCGAAAACAUCAAAGAAGGACAGCCAGUACAUUUAGAAUGCAAACUGGAGCCUGUAAAUGAUCCCAAACUUAAAGUCGAGUGGUACGUGAAUGGUGUCGAAAUUAAAGCUGGUCAUAGGUUCAGGACUGUUCAUGAUUUCGGAUACGUAGCAUUGGACAUUUUAUACAGCUACGGAGAAGACACUGGAACAUAUAUGUGCAAAGCAGUCAACGAGCUUGGCGAAGCAGUCACAACGUGUACAGUUAAAGUUGAAGCUCGAAGAAAUAUCUACUAUGAUACACAACAUCCGGAAGGCUUGGAAAAGAUUCGAGAACUGGAAUGCCAAACCAAGUACAGACCCAUUGAGGUUGAAGAGAAACCUAUUUGCAAACCUUACUUUGUGUCUGAAUUGAGAGGAAUCACGGAGUACAAAGAAGGAGAUAGCGCUCAUUUCGAAGCAAGAGUGGAACCCUCGCAUGACCCGGACUUGAAGAUUGAGUUCUUCCACAAUGGAAAACCAUUAGAAGCAGCAACUAGGUUCCAUGUGACGAUAGACUUCGGAUACAUUGCCUUGGAUAUGAGCCAUGUAUAUCCUGAGGAUGAAGGACAGUACACAGUUAGAGCUUCUAACAGUCUUGGAGAAGCAACAAGCACCAUCAAUAUUCGUGUCCACAGCAAAUCGGGUGUUAUCUCCGAUACGCAGCAUCCCGAAGGCCUCGCCAAGAUCCAAGCUCUUGAAGACGAGUCCAGAAGACAACCAAUGGAGUACGUGGAGAAGAGAACUUUCCAGAGACCUGUGUUCACUGCCCCUCUGCAGAAUCUUGACUUGGAGGAAGGUCAGAGCGCACAUAUGGAAUGCAGGCUGAUACCAGUAGGAGAUCCCACGCUUACGGUGGAAUGGUACUUCAAUGAAGCUCCUUUGCAACCGAGUUCAAGAUUCCAAACAACUCAUGAUUUUGGUUACGUUGCUUUGGACAUUCAAUAUGUGCGACCUGAUGACGUAGGCGUAUAUACGUGCAGAGCACGCAAUGAACUUGGAGAAGCAGUGACUACAGCAAAAAUUAGAGUGCAAACCAAAGCUUUCAUCGAGCUUCAAAGCCACCACCCAGAAGGAUAUGAAAGGAUUCAGGAGCUGGAGAACUAUAAACAAGCACCCUCCACGGAUAUGCCCGAGAAGGCGUUCGAAAAGCCCGUGUUCACUGUGGCUCUCUUUGGUCCAAGCGAACUCAUGGAGGGCAUGCCAGCCCAUCUGGAAUGUAGAGUGGUGCCCAUUGGCGAUCCCGAUCUGAAGAUCCAAUGGUUCGUCAAUGGUGUCGCACUUAAACAAGCUGCUCGAUUCCGGGAAAUUCACGAUUUUGGAAUGGUGUCUCUGGACAUUGCUUCAACCAUCGCUGAAGACUCAGGUGUAUACAUGUGCAAAGCGGUUAACAAAGCUGGAGAAGCCGUCACUACAACGUCGAUGGUCGUUAGAAGUCUUGGCGCCAGUGUGAUUGGUGAAAGUCAACACCCAGAAGCAUACUUGAAGACUCAAAAAUUUGAAAUGGGACCCGUCCGCCCUGCAGAACCUGAAGCCCCAGCUCCAAGGGCUCCAUUCUUCACGGAACACUUGGUGAACCAAGAUACACUGGUCGAAGGACAGUACAUCCACCUGGAGGCACGUGUUGAACCCGCUACCGAUGAAAAACUCAGAAUUGAGUGGUACAAGAAUGGAAAGCAAUUAGUCUGCGGCACUCGAAUACGCACAAUGUGUGAUUUUGGAUUGGUAUCUUUGGAUAUCGUUACUGUAAGACCCGAUGAUUCUGGUAUCUAUACUUGCAGAGCUGUGAACGAAGUCGGUGAAGCCAUUACAACUUGCACAAUGAAAGUAGAAGAUCGUGAAAGUAUUAUCUACCGUUCGCAACAUCCAGAAAGCUUGCCUAGAAUCCAGGAAUUAGAGAGCUGGCAAGCAGUCAGUCCAGAAACUCGUGAACCUGCCUAUGAACAACCCAUCUUUAUAUCUCACCUCAACAAUUUGGAGCUUAAAGAAGGUCAGCCUGCACACUUCGAAUGCAGAAUUGAACCCUACAGAGACCCUAAACUUAAAAUUGAAUUCCAACUUAAUGGGAAACCUUUGCCAUCCGCAACACGUUUCAACGUGAGCAAAGACUUUGGAUACAUAACAUUGGACAUUUCACAUACUUUAGCUGAAGAUGCAGGAAUUUAUACUUGCAAAGCUACAAACGAAAAAGGACAAGCACUUACAACUGGGUCUCUCAAAAUCAUUGAUGAUAAAGAAUUUGUUAUUGAAAGAACUACUCAUCCUAUGGGACAAGAAGGCUUGUCUAAAGUACGUGAGGUAGAAGAAAUGUAUCUGUCAAAAUAUCAGACUCAUAUUGAUGAUACGGAGCUUCAGUAUCCAAAGCCUGUGUUUGUGGUUCCUCUGCUGGAAAAGUAUGCCGUCAAUGAGAGUGAAGGACUCAGGCUGGAGUGCAGAGUAGAACCUGCUGCUGAUCCAAAGCUGACAAUCGAAUGGUUCUUCAACGGAAAGCCACUGAACAUUGGAACACGAUUCCAGUUGACCAACGAUUUUGGCCAAGUUGUUCUGGCUUCCACUGACAUGUGGGGCCGUGACAGCGGAGUCUACACAUGUAGGGCAUACAAUGCAAUGGGAGAAGCCUUCACCUCUACUACUAUACAUUGUGCAGCCAAAGGCAGUAUAUAUGAAGGAACUCUUCAUCCUGAAGGUGAGAAGGGUCUCGAGAGUAUUCAAACAUUGGAGGAGUCCUUACUCAGAUCAACUGAUCAAGCCAUCACGGAAGAUCAAGGCCAUCCACCAAUAUUCACUUCACACUUCCAGAACUUGACCAACUUGACAGAAGGUGAUAUUGCUCAUUUUGAAGCAACUUUGGCACCAGCUGGAGACCAGACGAUGGUUGUGGAAUGGUUCUUCAAAAAUCAACCUUUGAAAGCUGGUCACCGCAUACGAACUGUUCACGCUUUUGGAAUGGUUGUUCUUGAAAUUCUCGGCGUUGUUAUGGAAGACUCUGGUGAAUACACUUGCAAAGCCACCAACAAAUGGGGUAAAGCUGAAAUUACUGUGAAACUAGAAUGCGUCGAUAGAACUCGUGGCCAAAAACCCAAGUUCACCUCUCAAUUGAAGAGUUUGACGGGACUGAAAGAGGGAGAUAGUGCCCAUUUCGAAUGCCAUCUCAUCCCGAUUGGUGAUCCUGCCAUGAGGGUGGAAUGGUUCCAUAAUGGUGUUCCAAUGAGACACAGUUCUCGUAUCAAGACUUUAAGCGAUUUCGGCUACGUCGUAAUGGACAUAUCAUUCGUUCACGUUGAAGAUUCAGGAGAAUAUGUAUGUGUGGCGACGAACAAGUAUGGAUCAGAUACAACUAGAUGCACAAUCGAAUGUACAGGACAUGGCAAAAUCUUCCGUGAUACACUUCAACCUCAGAGCCUUGAAAAGAUUGCUGAACUUGAAGGGUCUCACUCUCUAUACAAAUCUCAAAUAUCCAUCGAUGCUAAAGUAACGGAAGCACCGAAGUUCACCACACAUAUCAAGGAAGUCAGCAACCUGGUGGAAGGACAGAGUGCACAUUUCGAAGCAUAUCUCACACCCACUAAUGAUCCGAAUAUUAAAGUUGAAUGGUAUUUUAAUGGCAAACUGCUUGGAGCAGGUCACCGCUUCAGAACAUUUCAUGACUUUGGAAUUGUAAUUUUGGAUAUCUUGUACUGUUACGGCGAAGACACUGGAGAGUAUAUGUGUAAAGCCACGAACAAAUUUGGAAGUGACAUCACGAAAACUACACUGAAAUGCCGAUCUAAGAGUUCCAUCAUCCUGGAACCUCAACUUCCGAAAGAGAUGGCCGACGGCAACCGCCGCAUCAUGGAAUUGGAAGAACAUUUGUACCGAUCUCGCGGCGAGUACCAGGAGGAAAUUCAUCUGGAAGCUCCCCGAUUCACUGUGCCUCUCGAGAACGUCACCGAUCUGAGGGAAGGAGAGAAUGCGCACUUGGAGGCAAGGCUCACACCAACCGAUGAUCCAGAUUUGAAAGUGGAGUGGUUCAAGAACAGCAAAACACUCAAAGCAGGAACUCGCAUCCGUACUAUCAAUGACUUCGGCUUUGUGGUCUUGGAAAUCAGUCCAAUUUAUCCAGAAGACAGUGGACUUUAUUCCUGCAGAGCUACAAACAAGGUUGGAGAAGCCGUUACUACAUGCACGCUCAAAUGUUCAGGAAAGCGUAGCAUUAUCCUGGAUACUCAGCUGCCGGAAGGUAUGGAGAGUAUACAGAAGAUCGCCAGGUUUGAAGACAUCUCCUCGGCACGCAUCUCAGAACAGUGGAUGGACGUUGAAGUGCAGCAGCCUCCUAAGUUCAUCACGAAACCCCAGGACCAGACACUACCCGAAAACUCUCUCGCCCACUUCGAGUGCAGGCUGACCCCCGUCAAUGAUCCCACCAUGAGAGUCGAAUGGUACUUCAAUGGAAAAACUCUUAUUACAGGGUCACGAGUUAAAACUAUCAAUGACUUCGGUUUCGUCAUUUUGGAAAUUGCCGGUGUAUUCGGAAGAGACGCUGGAAUUUACACAUGCAAAGCCAUCAAUGCCUUUGGAGAGGCAACAGUAACAGCUAAACUUACAGUUAAAGCUAAGAGUUCAGUCAUCAUGGAGCCGCAACUUCCAAGUGAGUGGCAAUCUGGCACUCAGAGCCUUCAGAGAUUGGAAGAAGCAAUGUAUAGAACGGAAGAAGUCAUCAUCGAUGACGAUCGCAAAAUGCCGCCGAAAUUCAUCACUCAGAUCCAAAAUCUGGAGAACAAAGAAGAAGGUGAAGCAGCCCAUUUCGAAUGCCGAUUGGAACCUGUUGGAGACCCAACGAUGAGAGUGGAAUGGUUCGUGAAUGGAAAGCCCCUGAUUAAAGGUACUAGAGUACAUACAGUCGACGACUUCGGCUUCGUUGUGCUGGAUAUUGAUUGGUUAUUCCCAAGAGAUGCUGGUGAAUAUAUGUGUCGAGCUAUCAACAAGUGGGGACAAGACACAACCAAGGCAGUUUUAAAGAUCAAAAGUAAGCGCAACAUCAUCAUGGACAGUCAACUUCCCGAAGGAAUGUCCGCAGAAAAACUAAGGGAGCUCGAUUUUCCACCACAGCAAGAACAACCCAUUGAAGAAGUAAAAGCACAACCUCCCAAAUUCAUUACACAGAUUCAGCCGCAGGAAAAUCUGCAAGAGGGUGACAGUGCUCACUUCGAAUGCCGGUUGGAGCCCAUCAAUGACCCUAAGCUCAGGGUAGAGUGGUAUCAUAAUGGAGUACCAUUGAAAUCAGGACAUCGCUUCAAAACUACACAUGAUUUUGGUUUCGUUGCUCUGGAUGUCUUAUAUGUAUAUGCUGAAGAUUCGGGUGAAUACACUGCACGUGCCGUAAAUGAUUAUGGGGAGGACAUCACUAAAACAACAUUGAAAGUCAAAGCAACGAGGCUCCUGGAGUACCGAACACAGCUUCCAAAAUCAAUGGAACAGGGCGUUCAAAAGAUUGCUGAAAUGGAAGCUUCUUGGCAGAGAGUUGUAUCCGAGGAAGAGGUUCCCGUUCAACGUUGUCGCCCUACGUUUGUCAUGAAACCUGAGCCUCAGGUGGUUACGGAAGGAGAAUGGGCAAAAUUCUGCUGUAGAGUCAUUGGCAAUCCUAGACCCAGGAUCAUGUGGAUUGUUAACGGACACACUAUUGGACCGGGCUCCCGUUACAAGCUGACUUAUGACGGCAUUUAUCACCUGGAUAUUCCCAAAACAAGACAGUACGAUCAAGGAAAGGUAGAGGUAUUUGCUCGCAACGGAUUGGGAGAAGCUUACUGUUGCACCACACUCCAAGUGAGACCAAGGCAUGAUGAUUAUAGGGUAGUGCUCAAAAAUUCGCCCAGGCAAUACACGCCAAGAAAACCUAGUUGGGCUUUGGACUUAGAGACUGAGAAAAAAGAAGAGAAGCCUCACUCUCCAAAAAUCGAGACUCCACUGAGAGAUGUAUUCAUCAAGACACCUGGCAGAAAAGUGUCUCUCGAGUGCAUAAUUAAAGGGGUUCCACGACCCACUGUGACCUGGUAUCACAACGAAAAAGUGAUCGAUGUAAAGAGCGGUUACUACGUGGUGUCUUACAAGGAUAAUAAAACUAUCCUGGUGAUUCUCAAGGUGACAAAAGAAGUUGAGGGCAAGUAUACAUGCAAAGCAGUUAAUGAACAUGGAGAAGAAGUUACAACUGCUUAUCUUUACGUUGGAGUUACAAGGGAUGAACAUGAAGCACAACAGAAAGUAAAACCAGUAGAAGCAAAGCCAAAGAAACCCGUUGUGAAAAAAGCCACAGAAGAGACAACUUAUCUACAGCGAACAAGGGAAUUUAAAGAAGUGAAAAGUGCCACAGAAAAAGCGGAAACGGCGUUAGGAACUCAGACACACAUCCAAGUGCAGCAGAUCCUACCUCAAGAGCAACCAUCCGAGGUUGUGCCAACUCCACUGCCUGUCCAGGAGAGAGCAGAGGUGGAACUUGUUGUGUCAUCGCAACACACCCUCAGUGUGUCAGAGGUACACCCUGAGGAGAAAGCAAAAGAAUUUAAGCCUCACGAGCUUCCUGGCUCCAAGACACUAGAUGUCACUAUUCCAUCUGAUGUUGUUGCAGAAGUAUCGGAAGUGGUAACUCAAGAUUCUUUAAAAGAACUAAAGAGUGGAGAGUUACCUGGAACUGAAAGAGCCGAGGUUUCCAUCCCGUUUGAAUUAGCUAUGCAGGUACUGGAAGUACUGGAACACAGUUCUUUCAGUGAUCUCAAACCAGAUGAAACUCCCGGCUCAAAAAUGGCAGAUGUAUCUAUCCCGUCUGAACUGGCUGCACAAGUAUUUGAAGUUCUAGCAACCAGUUCCAUAGGCGACUUGCAGGUCUCCGAGCGGCCUGGAUCGAGGCAAGCUGAUAUGGAGAUAUCGCCCGAUAUUGCGGCAGAAGUAUCGAUGGUCACACCUCACAGUACUGUUCAAGAUUUGAAGCCAGGAGAAGUGCCCGGAUCCCGGGAAGCAGAGUUUAGUGUUCCGUCUGAAGUUGCGAUGCAAAUCUCAGAAGUGACAACACAGGGAUCACUAUUUGAAAUGGCUGAAGACAUUCCUAGUUCCGCCACAGCUCAGGUGAGCAUUCCUUCAGAAUUGGCAACGCAGAUAUUGGAAAUUCUGAGCAGCUCUUCUGUGACUUCACUGACAGCGGAAACCUUACCUGGUGCACGAAAAGUGGAGGUUAUCUUGCCCUCAGAAGUGGCUAUGCAAGUAUACGAGACACUCGUUCAUAGCUCAAUCGUGGACAUGAAGCCGAUGGAGAAGCCCUCGUCUGUCACUGCACUGCUGGGGAUGGUGGAAAAGGUUCCUUUACAGGUGUCUCAAAUCACACCAGACUUGGGUCUGGAGGACAUGACUAUCCAACGGCCAGUCGAAGUAAAAGCCAAAGAAUCUGCAAGACCGGAGCUGCCCACUGCUCAGACGGAAGCCGUACAAGUCCUAGAAGAGGCUUCGGAACCAAUUAAACCAGCUGAUGUCAAGAGUGAACGAAAGCCGUCAUUAAAAGAGGAGAAGCCGCAGGACAUAACCGAUAAAGUCGUUCUUAAAAGAAAGAAAAAACCAAAAGAGGAAUUCCCUACAGAAACUGUGCUUGAACAGAAACCGGUUGAGGAAGAAAAACCUAAAGAAAUAAGUGAGCAAUCGAUAGUAAAGAUUAAGAAAAAACCUAAAGAAGAAGAGAAACCUGUUGAAGUUAUAUUAGACACAAAACCAGAAACUAAACCUGAAGACACUAUUGAAGAAUCAGUACUGAAAAUAAAAAAGAAAGUCAAAAUAGAAAAACCUGAAGAUGUUGUGAUCAAAGAAAUUCAACCUAAGCAAGAGGAGUACAAAACUGAAGAAGUUGUAGAACAUGCUGCUUUGAAAAUAAAGAAAAAACCGAAAGAAGACCAAACUCCGAUUCAACAUGAGGUUGAGGAAGCUAAAAUAGUUGAAAAACCUGAAGAGAUCACAGUUACACCUGAAAAGAGAUCUACAGAACCAGAACAGGAAACUGUAGUUAAAUUGAAACGAAAGUCAUCAUUGAAAGAAGUUCCUGAGACAAAAGAAGAAAUCAAAAUUCCUGGAAAGUUAGCAGAAGAAGCAAAACCGAAGGAAAUCAGUUUGAAACCAAAAAGAAAAACGUCAAUUAAAAUGGCAGAUCAACAAGACGUUGUGAGAAUUGAAAAAGAAAACGUGCCAGAAUUCAAAGUUUUGCAGCCAACGCCAUCAAAAGCUGAUGAAAGUACUGUAAAGGCACCUCCUCUUCACGUAUUUGAGAAAGAGUAUGAUUUAGAUGUUUUAAAAGGUCAAGAAGAAAAGGUAGUCGAUGUUCCUGUAGAAGAAAAAACUGCAAAAGUAACACUAAAGAAAAAACCAAAAAUAAAAGAGGAAACACCAGUAGCAAAAGAAGAAUUUAAUAUUGCUUUGAGGCAAGAAGAAGAAGAAGAAGUUUUUGAAGAUGCAGAAGAAUACUUUUCUCUUAGUGUACCUCAAAAACCGAAGGAUAUAAUUGUCGAAGACGAAAUAGUAGAAAUAACUAUUUCUGAACCUGCACAAUCAAAGUAUACUGUAGAGGAACAAACAGUUGAUUUAACAAUUAAGAAAAAAAUAUUUAUUGAAGAACCCAAACCUCAGCAGGCAGAAAUUUCAAAAGAAUUGGAGUUUGAAGAAAAGGUGAAAAUCAAGCGAAAACCAAAGAAAAUGGAAGAACCACAAGCCGAAGAAGUUACGUUACCAAAACAACCAAAACAAGAAACUGACAAAGAAGUUACAGAAGAAUUUCAACUGGACAUGCCAUCUAAGCAAAUUCGCGAAGACAUUAUUGAAGAAGUAUCGCUGCAGUUGAAAGAACUGAAAACCGAAGAAGUAAAGCAAGAAAUAAAAGAAGAAAAGGUGGAACUUACAGUAGAAAAGGUAGAAGAAACCGCAUCUGAAGUAAUAAAAGAAGAAGUAAAAGAAGAAAAACCAGAAAUCUACGAAUUAACAGAAGAAAAAGUUAAAUUUAAACGUCCAAAGAAACCGAAGAAAGCAGAUGAACCACAUGUUGAAGAGGUGAAAAUUCCUUUGAAAUCAGAGCAAGAGAUAGAAGAAGUUGUUGAUGUUCAAGAUACGUUCAAAAUUGAAACCAUUAAAAAGCCCGAAAGUAAAGAUGUAGUAGAAGAAACUACGCUAAAAUUAUCAGUAGCAAAAAUUGAAAAGGAUGUUUCUGAAGUCGAAGAAGUCAAAACUACCGUGAAGAAGAAGAAGAAGAAACCUCAAAUACCUCUCGAAGAACCUUCCGAAGUAACAGAAUUUAAAGUGAAGCAAGAUAAGCCAGAAGAAAUUGAACCAGAAUUUACAGAAGAUGUCCAAGAAUCAUUUGCUGUUAAACUGAAGCCAAAAGAAAAACGUGAUGUUACUGAAGAAAAGGCAGAAGAAAUUGUAGUUUUGACGGAGGAAGAACCCAAGCCUUUGACUGUUACCGAAGAAGCAGCAGAAAUAACUGUUAAAAAGGUUGAAGAGAAUGAAGAAAAGCCGGAAAGUAUAGUUUUGAAGAAAAAGAAAACGCCAAAAGCAAAGGAUGACUCGGAAACCGAAAUUAAGCUCGAAUUACAAAAAAGGCCUGAAAAGAAAGAGGAACCGGAAAAACACGAUGAGUCAGUCUCUGUGGUUUCCUUGAAAACAAAACCAAAGUCAAAAGUUGAAGACGUACAAGAAGAAAUUAAGCUCCAGCCUCAACCCGAAGAGAAACCAUAUCCUAUAAUUGAAGAAACCGCAGAAAUUACAGUGAAAAAAGAAAAUAUUCAAGAAGAAGUAAGUGAUGUGAAAAUUAUACAAAAGAAGAAAAAACAAAAACCAAAAGAAGAAGAAAUACCAGUGGAAGUUAAAUUUAAACUUGAUGAAGAAAAAGUCCAUUUACCAGAGGAAAAACCUGAAGACGUUGAGGAGACUUUUGCCGUUAAAAUGCCUAAAAAGAAAGAUGUAGAAGAAGUCGUAGAAUCUGUUACAGACAUUAUAACGAUUCCUGCACCAGAAGUUCAAAAACGAGAAGAGACAGUAGAAAGCGAACUUACCGUAAAGAAGCUUAUCACAGAGGAAAAACCAACAGAGUUACAUGCUGAAGAAGUGCCUGAUACUGAAGUUACAAAAAAACUGAAGCUGAAGAAGAAACUUGAACUAAAACCAGAAGAAAAACCAGUUGAAGAGACGUUUGCUAUUCCUUUGAAAAAGGAAACGCUGAUAGAAGAAGUAGAAAAAGUACCUACGGAAGAAGUAUUUUCUGUUAAACUGACAGAAAAACGUAAAGAAAAAGAAGAAAAGUCAGUCGAAGAGUCUUUUAAGCUUGUUGUAGAAGCUGAAAAACCAAAAAAAGUAGAGGAAGUAGAAGCAGCUGAAACCACAGUAUUAAUUAAACCAAAAGAUGUUCCAGAGGAAAUUGUUGUUAAAAAAGAACCUGAAAAGAAGGAGGAAGUGGAAGUCACGAAAAAACUAAAACUGAAGAAAAAACCUGAAAUGAAACCAGAAGAAAAACCGGUUGAAGAGACAUUUGCUAUUCCUUUGAAAAAAGAAAAGCAUGUAGAACCAGAAGAAAAGGCCCCUGUCGAAGAAGUAUUUUCUGUUAAAUUGACAGAAAAACGUAAGGAAAAGGAAGAAAAGUCAAUUGAAGAGUCUUUUAAGCUCGUUGUAGAAGCAGAGAAACCAAAAAAAGUGGAGGAAGUAGAAACUGCUGAAACUACAGUAUUAAUUAAACCAAAAGAUGUUCCAGAGGAAAUUGUUGUUAAAAAAGAACCUGAAAAGAAGGAAGAAGUGGAAGUCACAAAAAAACUGAAACUGAAGAAAAAACCUGAAGUAAAGUCAGAAGAAAAACCAGUUGAAGAGACGUUUGCUAUUCCUCUGAAAAAAGAAAAGGCAGUAGAACCAAAAGAAGAGGCUCCCGUAGAGGAAGUAUUUUCUGUUAAAUUGACAGAAAAACGAAAAGAAAAAGAAGAAAAGUCCGUUGAAGAAUCCUUUAAACUCGUUGUAGAAGCUGAAAAACCAAAAAAAGUGGAGGAAGUAGAAGCAGCUGAAACCACAGUACUAAUCAAACCAAAAGAUGUUUCGGAAGAAAUUAUUGUUAAAAAAGAACCUGAGAAGAAGGAAGAAGAAGAAGAAGUUACAAAAAAAUUGAAACUGAAGAAAAAACCUGAAGUAAAACCAGAAGAAAAACCAGUUGAGGAAACAUUUGCUAUUCCUUUGAAAAAGGAAAAAACAGUAGAACCGGAAGAAGCACCUGUUGAAGAAGUAUUUUCUGUCAAAUUGACAGAAAAACGUAAAGAAAAGGAAGAAAAAUCCGUAGAAGAGUCCUUUAAGCUCGUUGUCGAAGCUGAAAAACCAAAAAAAGUGGAGGAAGUAGAAGCUGCUGAAACCACAGUAUUAAUUAAGCCAAAAGAUGUUCCAGAGGAAAUUAUUGUUAAAAAAGAACUUGAAAAGAAGGAAGAAGUGGAAGUUACCAAAAAACUGAAACUGAAGAAAAAACCUGAAUUAAAACCAGAGGAAAAACCAGUGGAAGAGACGUUUGCCAUUCCUUUGAAAAAAGAAAAGCCAAAAGAGCCUGAAGAAACUCACAAAGAAGAACCCGUUGAAGAACAAUUUGCAGUCGUUGUUCCAAAAAAAGUGAAACCAAAAGUUGAGGAUGCAGAAGAAACCAAAAUAAUUUUACCAGAAAAGCCAAAGGAAUAUAAAGUUACUGAAGAAAAUGAGGAGGUGACGGUUAAGAAAUUCGUUGAAGAGGAAGAGAAAUCAGUUGUUUUAAAGAAGCGCAAAGUAGAAACCAGAAAAGAAUCUGUUUCUGAAGAAUUUAAAAUUAAGCGAAAAGAGGAAAAAACUGAAGAGGUUGACGCAUCAGAAUUCACAGUACAAAAGAAGAAGAAAGAAGAAACAAAGUCAAAACCAACUGUUGGUGAAGAUUCAUUAAAACUAACUUUAACUGAAGAGAAAAAACCUGAAAUAACCGAAGAAAGUGCGGAAAUCACUGUUCGUAAGAAACCAGAUACUUCUGAAACGACAGAGGAACGAAGAAUUUCAAUCAAAAAGCCGAAAAAGAAACAAGAACCAGAUGAGAAAGUUGAGGAAUCAUUUACGGUUAGCCGCAAAAAAUCAGUAGAAGAAAGUAGUAAAGAUGUGGAGGAAACAUUCCAAUUAAAAACAGUGACUAAGAAGAAACCACAAAUUGUUUCAGAUGAAGAGGAAUCUCUUAGUCUUUCUUUAGCUCCAGAUAAGCCAGAGUACAAGACAGAAGAAAUUUCAGAUGAAACCAAAGUUAUUUUGCAGAAACCAGAAGAGAAAGAAGGAGAAGAAAUAUUAGAAAUUCUGGAGUCAAUAGAAUACGUAGCCAUCAAAUCUUUUGUUUCGGAUAAAUCGGACUCCGUUUCCCUUGUAGAAGGUGAACGUGUGCAAGUGAUUGAGAGAACCAGCCAAGACUGGUGGUUCGUGCGGAAAGUUAUCACAAACGAGAAAGGUUUCGUACCUCCUACCGUUCUUCAAGAUUCUGCCACCUACACGCACUAUAUGAAGGAGACACUGAGCAAGAAAAUUGAAAAAUUGCCGGUUCUCAGAAAACCAAAACCCGGAGAAAAGUUGGUCGCUCCUAAGUUUGUCAAGAAACUUACGCCUCUUCAAGUUCUGGAUGGUCAGACUGCAGAAAUCUCCUGCCAAGUAUCAGGAAAUCCCAGACCUACAAUCACAUGGUUCAAACAAACACAGAUUAUCAAACCGUCCGAAGAAUUUCAGAUUUUCUACGAUGAAGAUAACGUUACGACCCUGGUGAUCCGCGAAGUGUUUCCCGAAGACGCAGGAACAUACACUGUAGUUGCUAAAAACGCGGCUGGGUUUGCUUCCUGUUCUGCAGAGCUGGUUGUGGAAACUGAUCGCAGUGAAACCUUCCCCUCUUCACGGCUGAGUUUGUCCAGACAGUCUUCGCUGACAGACAUCCUGGAAGGCAUCCCACCCGUUUUCACAGAGAAGCCCAAAGAUAAAAGCGUAGACGAAGGAAAGCCCGUUGAGCUGUCCUGUAAAGUCACGGGUGUACCGGAACCUAAGAUUACAUGGCUUCGGAAUCAAAAACCUUUGAAGGAAUCUGAUCGAAUAGAAAUGACCGUGAUUUGCGAAGAUUUGGACAUAACGAAAAUGACGGUGACUAUUAAAAGCGCCAAGCCUGAAGACGCUGGAACCUACCAAAUCAUCGCCGAGAAUAGGGAAGGAAAAUCUGUCACCUCCCUCAUUCUAAAUGUUACAGAAAAACCUAAGAAGCCCAAAGACGAGCCACCUACUUUUGUACAAACUUUCAGUGAUGUUAUUUGUUCAGAGAAAGAUACUCUUACGUUAACUGCAAAAGUACAAGGAACACCAACUCCUGAAAUAGUGUGGUACAAGAAUGGAAAAAUAUUGAAGCCUUCAAAAGUUAUUCAGCAAACAGUCAACAAAGAACUUUGCACUCUGGUUAUACCUGAUAUAAAGGAAACAGAUACUGGUGAUUAUAAAUGUGUGGCCAAAAAUCCAAAAGGAACUGUUGAACAUUCCGCUAAAGUAACUGUACAAAAAACGGGUGUAGACUUUACGCAAAAAUUGUAUGAUGUGGAAGUUAAAGAACGAGAACCAGUCGUAUUUUCAAUAGAAGUUUCUCAUCCAAGUGCUAAGGUGACUUGGCAUAAGGAUGGAGAACAGAUUAAACCCGAUGACAGAAUAAAAUUCGUUGAAGACGGCUGCACUCGUAAACUACUAAUUCAAGAAUCUAACAUUAAUGAUGAAGGAGAAUAUACCUGUGUACUGGGAGAAAAAGAAUGCACGGCUGAUUUAGUAGUUGUUGAGCUUCCUCCUGACUUUAAAGGUGAAAUGAAGGACGUUACCGUCGCCAAAGAACAAAGUGCUUCCUUCCAAGUCGAGCUGACAAAAGGCGAUGCCCGAGCACGGUGGUAUAAAAAUGAUAAAGAAAUUGAGUUCAGUGAACACGUUAUGCUUAAAAUUGAAGGCAAGAGGCAGAAACUGAUCAUCUAUAACGCAAGUUUUGAAGAUGCUGGAAGUUAUACGUGUGUGGUUGGGAAUAAAAAGAGGACUGCAAAAUUAAGCGUUGAGGCGCCAACAGUGGAAUUCACUGCUAAAUUACCUGAAAAGAUGACCGUGCCUCAAGACACAGACGUCAGCUUCACUGUAGAGCUCUCGCGACCUGAUGUUCCUGUUAAAUGGUUAAAGGAUGGAGAGCCUGUGCCUGAGAAAGAGAAGGAGAAAUUCCAAUUCGUCAAAGACCGAAAUGUUUAUAAAAUGCUUGUGCGACGAGCUCAGAAGGACGACGCCGCUGAAUACAGCUGUGUUGCAGGAAACGUGAAAACAACUACUAAACUGCAAGUGCAAGAGGCUCAUGCUGAAUUCACACUGAAGCUUCGAGAUGUCGUCGUGCGCGAGAGUGAUACGGCCACUCUGCUGGUGGAAGUGACUCGGGAGACAUUCGAGGUGAGGUGGAUGAAGGACGGACAGACAUUAAAACCAACAGACAGGGUAAUCAUGGAGAAGGAAGGUUGCAGGAGGAGGCUCAUCAUCAAAGAUACACAUCUCGAGGACAGAGGCAUGUACUCAUGCGUCUUGGAAGAAAAAAUGAGUUCCUCUACGCUAACAGUCGAAGCAACUCCACGUGUCGUGUCCGAGAAGCGACACUUCAAGGGAAAACGCGGUGGCAACGUCAUUGUCGAUGUGGAGUUCUUGGCUCUACCUCAGCCGAAGAUUGAAUGGUCCUACAAAGGCAAGCCCAUCACUUCGGACAAGAAGCGAUCGGUGGAAAAUUACGGCAACAAGACCGUGGUCACCAUCAAGAAGGUGGACGAUGCAGACGUUGGAAAUUACACCCUCAAGCUGACGAACAAAUGCGGAGAGUGCAAGACGGAUUUUGAAGUUUCCAUCAUAGAUAAACCGAAGCCUCCUAGUAUGCCCAGUGCUUCAGAAAUUGGUGAUACUUCAUUAACUCUGAGCUGGAAGGCACCAGAGAGCGAUGGUGGCUCUCCUAUUACUAACUACAUUAUAGAAUUCCACGACAGGAGUACUCUGCGUUGGUCUACAUACAACGAGAACUUCGUUAUUGAUCAACCCUUUACAAAAGUGGAGAAUCUUAAAGAAGGAGAUGAGUACAUGUUCCGAGUCAUUGCCGUGAAUGAAGUUGGAAAAAGCGAUCCUUCACCAGGCACAAAAUAUAUUCUUGUUCGCGAGCCUAAAGCUGGUGAACCACCUGCAGUUAUCGAACAUUUGCAACCUGUUGCUUGUGGUCUUAGAAAGCCAGCAAAAAUGAGCUGUAGAAUAAGUGGUCAGCCAGCUCCAACGAUAAAAUGGCUUAAAAAUGGAAAGGACUUGGUGAUUUUGAAAAACCUGACAGCGACGUAUGAAAAUCAACUGGCAACGCUCCAAAUAGCUGAAACUACUGAAAAAUCUGCUGGAACAUAUACUUGCAAAGCUACAAAUCAUUUAGGAACUGCUGAAACAUCAACAGAACUAAAAAUACAAGAGCCUCCAUCAGUCCAAUUCGACGACAGUUUGAAGAACGUGCGUCUGAAGUCUUUCAGUGAGUACGUGUUAGAAGUGAAAGUGUUUGGCUACCCCAGUCCAGAACUAGUGUGGCUGAAAAACGGCAAAGUACUGGAAUCAACAAAACAUACUCUAGUCCAAAUAAGGGAAAAUUCCACCACCAUAACCAUUAGGAGCGUUGAGAACACUGACAGUGGAACGUACACCUUGCAACUCAGCAAUCCGGCUGGCACUUUUAAGCAAGACUUCAAACUCUUCGUACUAGAUAAACCUCUGCCACCUGAGGGACCCAUUACAUUCCACAAAAUCGACAAGACUUCUGUGACUAUUGGCUGGCAGUCCCCCAGCAUAGGUGAAUCAGAAGUGCUCAAAUACGUCAUAGAAAAAUGCGAAUAUAGGAGAAAAGUUUGGUUGGAGGUGACAACGGUCAGCUCUGAUAUUCUAACGCAAGAAAUCAAAGAUCUGAGUGAGGGUAUCGAAUAUGCAUUCCGCGUUAUCGCCACAAACGACUACGGUCGCAGUGAUCCUCUCACAUCUGAUCCAGUUACACCAAAGAGCUUAUUUGAUAAACCUCACGCUCCAAAGGGACCCUUCACCACUUCCAACAUGACAGAGAGCUCCUUCACGCUGAGCUGGCUAGCUCCAGACAACGAUGGAGGCAGCACCAUUUUGGAAUACAUCGUGGAGCGUAAGGAGGCCUCGCGGAAGGCGUGGCAGAGAGUGGGCACCACUGACGGAAAAUCCCUCUCGAUGGAGGUGAUCGGACUGAAGCAGGACACUGCCUACCAUUUCAGAGUCUGCUGCAGGAACGACGUGGGACACAGCUCAUACUUCUCACCUGAGGAAACCAUCACGCCUGGGCUCAGGAUAUCACCUCCUUCUCCUCCUGUUGGUCCGCUCACCGUUGUCAACAUGACAAACAAAACUUUAACCCUGAGUUGGAAACCUCCAGCAACAACUGGUGGGGCAGAUUUGACAGCCUACAUCAUCGAAAAGCGGGAGUCGACCAAAAAAUCAUGGAAUAGGUUGGAGACUUUAGAGCCAAAUGUCACCACUUACACUGUUCACAAUUUAACAAACACAAAAGAAUAUUUCUUCCGAGUGUUUGCUGAAAAUCCUGCUGGACUUAGUCCUCCACUGGAAUCGGACAAGGCAAUCAAACUAACAUCCACAGCAGUUCGGCCGUCACCUCCAACUGGGCCUUUAGAAGUGGUAGUAACAGGACCAAGUUCCGUACUGAUAGCGUGGGGUCGACCAGAAUCUGAUGGAGGAUCUCCCAUCACAGGAUACACUGUGGCACUUAAAAAUGUGCGCAGAAUUAUGUGGAUGGAGGUUGGUCAAGUGAAUGGUGAGACGCAGAGAAUGCAAAUCAAGGAUCUGCAAGAGGAUGCCGCUUACAUGGUCCGAAUCAUAGCAAAGAACGAAGUCGGUAUCAGUGAUCCUUUGGAACCAGAAGAACCAAUCAAAGUUAUUCGUCCCCCAGGAUUCAAGGAAUCCGAGGCCCCCGAGCUUGACGAGAAGACCAUCUCUGUGAGUUACAGCACGGAAACUUCAUCGUCUUGGAUCCGAGAGGCCAAUGUGGAACCCAUGUUGCACACUUACACGAAACACGUGCUGGCCGGGAGGAACGAAUACUUCUUCCGAAUAUGGACUCUGGCCGAGUCGCUCUACAAAUGAACUUAACCGUGCUUGUGAUAAAACGGAUGGUUCGAAAUCUGGGAUUCCAGAGGGUGCGGCGAGACUUCGCAUUCCGUCUGUUCUGUGGCCAUCACGUCAUAAGUCCCGCUCUAUUGCGGUUGUGCAGCUCUCUUGAUGGCUUACAGAACUGGUGAUACAGAAUGCGAAAAUUCGAGCUCUGCAAAUUUUAAACAAACAAGUUUUUCUCGGGGCUAGAUUUUUUUUUUUUAAUUUCUUUCAUUUAUUAAUGAAUUUGCAUUGUAAACACUUUAAUAAUCGAUUAAAGAUACGGUUUAAAUACUUACGUUCUACAUAGAACGUAGAUUUUUUUUUAUUUCGCUAAUUUAUUUAUUUAUUUAUUUUAUUUUCAAUUUCCUUGGCAUCCCAGAUUCAAUCAUUCGCGAAUUUCCUUGCUUCUGGGUUGCUCUGGCAGCGACCCAGAUUUGUACAGAUAUAUUGUGUAAGAUAUUUUUUAAAAGACAGGAGUCCCAUUUUGGUGAUUCCUGUUAUUUUUAUCAGCGAACGAACUUUUUACCAAAGUGGUACGCUUUUGUACCAGUGGCUCUGUGAGACAAUGUAUGGAUUAUACUACCACUGUUUUUCUGUGUACAUGCUUGAAAUCGAGCAGCACGUGUUAUUUAUGUUCCUAUGUCUUUCGUGAUGAUUUCAGUUAGAAAUCCCAAUAGACUGAAUAGUGCAUCCUAUAGAUAGAUCCCAAAUAUUGUGAUAUCCGGUUGUGUUAUGUGUCGUCAAAGUCUAAUAAAUUUAUGUGUCAAUAA
Uloborus diversus is the source of this 24442-nucleotide messenger RNA. Its product is annotated as titin-like. NCBI's taxonomy places the organism in Eukaryota, Metazoa, Arthropoda, Arachnida, Araneae, Uloboridae. The transcript has 101 exons. Bases 180 to 23663 code for a protein of 7827 amino acids. The record is from RefSeq and is a predicted model, not a curated record. Gene Ontology annotation, molecular function: protein binding.